This is a messenger RNA of Theileria orientalis strain Shintoku, 384 nucleotides long. Its product is annotated as late histone H2A.2.2. The record is from RefSeq and is a predicted model, not a curated record. The transcript has a single exon. Gene Ontology annotation, cellular component: nucleosome. The coding region runs from base 1 to 384 and encodes 127 amino acids. Gene Ontology annotation, molecular function: structural constituent of chromatin; protein heterodimerization activity; DNA binding. Lineage: Eukaryota; Apicomplexa; Aconoidasida; Piroplasmida; Theileriidae.
AUGAACGCAAAGGGCGUAGCAGGAGGCCGUAAGAAGGCCGCAAAGGCUGUAACAAAGUCUGCCAAGGCUGGCUUACAAUUCCCAGUUGGCCGUGUUGGAAGAUACUUGAAGAACGGAAGAUAUGCCAAGCGCGUAGGUGCAGGAGCACCAGUAUACUUGGCAGCCGUCCUCGAGUACUUGGUCGCCGAAGUCUUGGAGCUUGCAGGUAACGCUGCUCGCGAUAACAAGAAGUCGAGGAUAGUACCACGUCACCUCCAGCUCGCUGUGAGGAACGACGAGGAACUUUCCAAAUUCCUUGGUGGCACCACCAUAGCCUCAGGAGGUGUCAUGCCAAAUGUCCAGGCAGUCUUAUUGCCUAAAAAACAUAAGAAGGAUAGGGAUUAA